Molecule: messenger RNA, 822 nt
Organism: Sclerotinia borealis F-4128
Lineage: Eukaryota; Fungi; Ascomycota; Leotiomycetes; Helotiales; Sclerotiniaceae
Source: the annotation of a GenBank genome assembly
AUGAAUAUCCUGGGUCUUCGUCGCCAUUUCACUUCCCCUCUGUCAUUUGCAAACGCCAAUCCAUUGGUAACUGUGCCGUCAAAUCCUUCGAAUCAAGACUCUCAGGACAAUAAGGAUGUGCUACUGCAACGACUCAAUGACCUCGUAGUCAGGUUGUCACAUGAUGAUGCGGAAGAUGAUGCUAUCACUGCAUUGCAUAAGAAGACGGAUGAGAUGGAGACGCUGUUGAGAGUGGAAUAUUCUAUGGAUCUGGAUCGGAAAGUAUCUCACGAUAUAGUCAAACCACCGCCGCGAAGAGACUCCGAUGAUGUGUUCUGGGCUCGACCACUCGCUACCAGAAGGGAGAGCUUCCUACUACGACGGCCCAGUUCUCCACCACCAAUAUCUCACAGCGCUUCAUAUUCAUUGCUUGAGUCCGGAACCAGACAAUCGACUGCAGCAGCAGUUUUGAAAACUGCUGAGAUAGCAACAUCAGCUGAAGAGCUGAACGUACGACUUGCCAAAGCAGUCGGUGAACUUCAAGCUUCUAGAAUAGAAGGCGAUAAGAUUCUCGCCUGGCACGUCUCCAAGCUGGACGCAUACACGCAAAAAAUCACUUCUCUGGAGGAACACAUUUCAAAUCUCCAGGAAGAGCUGGAAAACAGCCAAUCACUACUCAGCCGUACCCAUGUCGAAAUGCAAACUAUGGCAGCAAAACACGCAAAGGCUCUGGAGGAUAUUAGUUGGAGGGAGGACUGGGAUGAACUCAAUCAGGAUAUGGAUAUGAGAGGUAAUAGUAGUAUAGGAGUGUGGGACGAUGCUUCCGAGUACCCUGGCGAAUAA